CGGCGGCAGGUAGGUUGCGUAUUACGUGCUACAGCCGCCGCCGAUCACAUACACUACGCUGCUACGCGUGGCUUUGUAUAGCGCCGCGCGUGCCAUGCAACGGCCGCUUCGCGAGACAGUCUGGCGCGGGUGGGUGGUCGUGCCGCCGCGACUGGGUGGGUUACGGCGGUGAUCGUGACGCGGCCUGCGGGAAGGUGGAUAAAAGGCUACCGAGCGAGUCUACCGCCGCCGCUUUUCAGUACGUGACGGACGCGCGCGCAUCGCGACACGACCGAGACGCGCGGGACUCUGCUGCAGCAGUCGCUGCCGCCGCCGCCGCCGAAGCCGAAGCCGCCGGAACGUAUCGCCGAGACGGACAACUGUGAUUCCAGAGCCGGUUAGUUCUCCCUACAUGCGUGUGCUGCAACACUUCCGUUACUAUUGUCGACGACGACAGAACUGCAAUGGCAGUCGUCCGAAUGGCCACGGAACGGUUUUUUGCCACCCACGACGCCAACAACAACAUUAAGAAUUAUAAUAUCACCGUUUUCCUGUGUAUUGCAAUAAUUGUCUUGCAUUCAGGCGAUGCAGGAGUGUCGGAUGAUAAUUACGGAAGAUACAUUGGAUCCUUUAAGGGUUUUGCUCAUGGUGUCCGUGGAACUGUGUACGCAGUAGAUGAAAACACGCUAUUCAUCCGGGAUUUUUUCUAUGAUGGUAUUGGCCCAACUGCCUAUUUUUGGGCCGGGAAAUCGCCAAGAAUUUCUCCGGAUGGAUUUACUAUUCCAUAUCCUGAGGACUAUCCGGCAGUGGAACCACCCCCGCUACAAACGCACAACAAUUCAAACAUCAUAUUGCGAUUGCCGGGCGGAAAACGCAUCAAAGACAUCAAAUGGCUAUCAGUCUGGUGUAGGCGGUUUACGGUAAACUUCGGCGAGGUGUUCAUACCAAUCACACUGGAUCCACCCAAACCACGAAUUUUACCAGAGUUUAAACGUUUCGCUCACAGCUUACGGUCGGGCAAUAUCAGUAUUCUAGACGCACGAACAUUUUACAUACCAAAUUUACACUAUGACGGCUUGGGGCCGGACGCAUAUUUUUUCGUCGGAAACGGUUCGGAGCCAUCACCCUACGGCGUCAAAGUACCAAACGAAGUCGGGAGCUUGGAACCGCUAAAGGGCUACCAGGGGGAAGACAUAGAAAUCCAAUUACCCAGAAGCCUGACGAUGCACUCGAUCGAUUGGCUGGCCGUCUGGUGCGUGCAAUAUACGCACAAUUUCGGCCACGUUAACGUCCCGGACGACUUGGACGUGCCACCGGCGUUGGGGCAGACUAAGCUCACCCCAACAUGGUGGUACAAUCCAACUAGCAGUACUACUUCAGAUCCCGAAGGGCAUUGGGAGAUGAGCAAUUGUCGAGAACUAUUACCAGGUAAACUACAAGUGCAUUGGGAGGUGCAAGGUGAUUGGGUCCAAGUGCAGUUGACCGGGAAGAUACGCGAAAACCAAUAUAUGGCCUUUGGUCUCAGUGGUAACCAAAAUAGCGUGACAAUGCUCGGUGGUGACGUGGUGGUGGUGUUCUACAAUCGGGCAAAGAAUUCGUUCCACGCCGAAGACUAUUACCUGUCUGCAAAAACCGAGUGCGAUGACAAGAAUGGCGUGUGCCAAGACGAACGGCUAGGCGGCCGGAACGAUGCGGUCCUAGUGACGGGCACUCGGCGUAACGGUGUUACGUGCGUCGUGUAUCGGCGGCCGGUUCAGACCAACGAGGCCAUCAACGAUCAUCAAGUGCCUGUGGAUGCGGCCGCAAUGGUCAUAGCAGCCAUAGGUCCUCUGGGAGGUUCUGACCAGCCCGGCGCGCAUGCUAUUCAGGACAUUACCAGAGAUGAAAUAAGAAUAAAUUUCAACUCCAGAGACGAUCACUCGUGUACAUAUUCCCUGUUCAAUAUUGACGAUGACAUGGAGCGGUCCGCGUGGCCUCCAAACAUCAUCAUUGGAGAGAAAGAGUUUAGAGCUAAGCUUGGGCCAUCAGGUGGUACUCGUGGUUACAUGGCUAUAACAGGGCAUUCCACCGGCGACAUCGUCUGGUAUAUAAAUGACAAACUUAUACCAGAAAUCUUUGUAGAGAGGAGACAGACAUACACGUUCAUCGUCGAAGGAGGAAAUGACCCUAAUAAAGGCGAACAUUACCAUCCGCUUUAUAUCACGGACAGCAGUGAAGGAGGGUUUGGACAGAAAGAUGACGCGGAACAGAGGAAACAACGUGUUUUUGCUGGCAUCGUCUACGACUCUGACGGCUUACCUUUUCCUACUACAGCCGGCCGAUAUUGUGAAUUUAAAUUCAAGUCUUACGAUCGUUCAUCAGAAAUGGAAACCUUCGAUGCCUUUUUUGACUCUUUGAAAUUAUCAUGCGAAAAUGGUAACAUAGGCAUACUGAAUUGGACAGUCGCUGAAGAAACACCAGAUCUAGUCUAUUACCAGAGCUAUUCACAGACGAACGUGGGAUGGAAAAUCCACGUGGUCGACCCCGGCUACAAGUGGAACGACGACAAGGACGCCGCGGCCAGCCUGCACAGCGAUCUGCCGUUGACGUGCGCAAUAUUGAUCACCGUUGUUGCCGUCCAGUGGAUUUUCACUAUUAGUUUACUGUGAUGCGCGCAAUCCGGUAAACAAUACGAACGGAUUGCGAUGAUGGCGGCGGCGGCGGUGGUGUAAUCACAACAACAACAACAAUAACAACACUCUAACGAUAACGGUUAUAAUACGCAUUACCUACAUAGUAACACCGAUGAACGCGUCUCGACGUUCACCGCCACUGCCGCCGCCGCCGUUAGUCGUCGACGGCCACACCACGACCAUCCGCCGAACGCCGGCCACGCACAAAUGUUUGCCCACCGCGACAGUAAUAAUAUCGUUACCGGUCGCAUAGGUUACAUACAUAAUAUAAUAUGAUAUCAACUCGAAAAAUUCGGACGACUUUUUCCACCGUCCCUAUCGGCACGCCACGUCGUACCUCGAUAGGCUCUGCGCGGUGUACCCAUCACCGUUCUGCCCGGUUUAUCGUGCGCCAAAUGAUUUGUUACUGUCGUGUGAUAGAUACAUUUUCAACGGAAAUUCAAACUUUUCGUAUCCGGCAUUCGGGUUAAACCGUCGACGAAUGUUUAAUUAAUAUUUCGUUACAGCUACCCACAUGUAGGACAGCACAUCCAAUGCGCGCGUUCUCCCGAUCGCUGUUGCAUAGUGCAUACACCUAUAUCGUGUGCGUUUCGUUUUUACGCCCGUGACUUGUGAGUUGAAACGCCGCAGUCCAACAUGACUGUCGUUCUAAUAAUUGCACACGUCCUUAAUCUGACUUUGAAACAUCUGACCGAAGAUAGUAAAACUCAAUAGGUACCUUUGAUUCCGUAACAAUAAAAUUAAACCGUUGAAAAUAAUAAACGCGUGAGUUUGUUCAAUUUUCAAUUUUUCGUAAU
Messenger RNA from Melanaphis sacchari, 3448 nucleotides. Its product is annotated as protein Skeletor, isoforms B/C. Bases 444 to 2627 code for a protein of 727 amino acids. The record is from RefSeq and is a predicted model, not a curated record. The transcript has 15 exons. NCBI's taxonomy places the organism in Eukaryota, Metazoa, Arthropoda, Insecta, Hemiptera, Aphididae.